Messenger RNA from Choloepus didactylus (southern two-toed sloth), 2485 nucleotides. It is a transcript of the gene SLC39A8, whose product is annotated as solute carrier family 39 member 8. NCBI's taxonomy places the organism in Eukaryota, Metazoa, Chordata, Mammalia, Pilosa, Megalonychidae. Gene Ontology annotation, biological process: zinc ion import across plasma membrane; intracellular zinc ion homeostasis. The transcript is spliced from 9 exons. Gene Ontology annotation, molecular function: zinc ion transmembrane transporter activity. The record is from RefSeq and is a predicted model, not a curated record. Gene Ontology annotation, cellular component: membrane. The coding region runs from base 478 to 1863 and encodes 461 amino acids.
CGCAGCUUCACAGCGGAACGACCAGAGAUAAAGUGAAGAGAAAGGGAGACAGAGGGGGAGAGAAAGAGAGAGAGGGAGAGAAAGAGAGAGAGAGAGAGUGAAAGCGAGCCUGAGUCUCACAUAGACACAUACAGAGAAACGCAGAGACAGACAGAAACAGAGGUGAGAUGAAAGGCUAGCGAGUCCUUCCUACCAGUUUCCAAGCCCAGAAAAGACAUCCGGCUCUCCAGGAGGUCCGGGGGGCCCGGUCUGCCUAUCGCUCACCUCCACCCCCGGCCGGGCUCCACUUCAAUGCCCGAAGGAUCGCGGGUUGCUGCUUUUUCCAGGCGUCCGUGGACAAGGGGCGCCCGGCGCCACCUCUGACUCCGCCAGCGCCGCCGCCUGACCCGCGCGCCCUUGGGCACUGACGACGGUGCACCCAGCGCGUUCCUGCGUGCGCCAGCCUGUCGCGGGCCCUCAAAGGCAGCCCUGGCCAGGAUGUCCCCGGCCCGGGCGGUAGCCGGACUCCUCCUGCUGGCGGCCGCCAGCCUCGGAGAGAAGGCGGUGGGGCCCGGGCUUGCCUUCAGCGAGGAUGUACUAAGCGUGUUCGGCGCGAAUCGGAGCCUGUCGGUUGCGCAGCUCGGGCGCCUGCUGGAGCAGCUGGGAGCCGCCCCCGAGGAGGGCGCCCUGGAGCUGGGGCAGCUGCACUUCAACCAGUGUUUAUCUGCUGAAGAGAUAUUUUCCCUUCAUGGAUUUUCAAAUUCUACACAGAUAACCAGCUCUAACUUCUCUGUCAUCUGUCCAGCUGUCUUACAGCAGUUGAACUUGCACCCUUGUGAGGAUCGACCAAAGCACAACAAAAGACCAAGUCUUUCAGAAGUUUGGGGAUAUGGAUUCCUAUCAGUGACGAUCAUUAAUCUGGCAUCUCUCCUUGGAAUGACUUUGACUCCAUUGAUAAAGAAACCUUAUUUCCCUAAGAUUUUGACCUACUUUGUGGGACUGGCUAUUGGGACUCUGUUUUCAAACGCAAUUUUCCAACUUAUUCCAGAGGCACUUGGAUUCAAUCCCAAAGUUGAUAACUAUAUUGAGAAGGCAGUUGCUGUGUUUGGUGGAUUUUACAUACUUUUUUUUGUUGAAAGAAUGCUUAAGAUGGUAUUAAAGACAUAUGGUCAGAAUGAUCAUGUCCACUUUGGAAAUGAUGACUUUAGUCCUUCUCAAGAAAAAACUCAUCAACCCAAAGCCUUACCUGUCCCCAAUGGUGUGACGUGCUAUGCAAAUCCAGCUGUCACAGAGCCUAAUGGACACAUCCAUCUUGAUAAUGUCAGCGUAGUAUCUCUACAGGAUGGAAAAAGGGAGUCAAGUUCAUGUACCUGUUUGAAGGUGUCCAACCUGUCAAAAAUAGGGACGAUAGCCUGGAUGGUGACACUCUGUGAUGCGCUCCACAAUUUCAUCGAUGGACUGGCGAUCGGGGCGUCUUUCACCUUGUCUCUUCUCCAGGGACUCAGCACGUCUAUAGCAAUCCUGUGUGAGGAGUUUCCUCACGAGUUAGGGGACUUUGUGAUCCUACUCAAUUCAGGGAUGAGCACUCGACAAGCUUUGCUAUUUAACUACCUUUCGGCGUGUUCCUGCUACAUUGGGCUAGCUUUUGGCAUUUUGGUGGGCAACAAUUUUGCCCCAAAUAUUAUAUUUGCACUCGCUGGAGGCAUGUUCCUCUAUAUUUCUCUGGCAGAUAUGUUUCAAGAGAUGAACGAUAUGCUGAGAGAAAAGGUAACUGGAAGAAAAACGGAUUUCACCUUCUUCAUUAUUCAGAAUGCUGGGAUGUUAACUGGAUUCACAGCCAUUCUGCUCAUUACUUUGUUUGCAGGAGAAAUUGAAUUGGAGUAAUAGGAAAUGAAAUGGUGUUGUUAAUGAAGGCAUUUAAUAAAUAAUACUAAUUAAAAAAAAAAAAUCUCCAAAGGGAUUUUUAAGCAGAUCCUGUUUGUUUUCAACUGUAGGCCAAGAAAACGAAUUAUUGGUAUCAGAUCUGUUAAAUAGGCCAUGUUUGUUGUUUAAAAUGCUUCAAAAUGUUUUUAGUUCCACUUCAAACUGCCUGGUCUAUGUGAUCUUUGGUCAGUAUCCACUUUUCCAUGUUUCAUGCAUGUUAGAAAACCGUCUUGAAGCAAGAGAUGUGCAUUCUACAAUCACUCAGAAACAAAGACCCCGAAAAAAAUACAAGCCAGGUCAUGUAAGCCUUUGGAAUUCCAUGGUAGGAUCAAAGUUGAAGUGCUUCAGAGCGAUUUAGCUUCAAUUAAUUUGUUCUAGUGUUUUAAGGGCAAGGAUGUGAAAAUGUGGAAGAGAAUCAAAAUGUAUACAAUGCAGAUAUAAAUGAUUCCAAGGCCUUAAAGAACUGAAGAAAGAAAGAUUGCUCACAGUUUUUUUUGCUGUUUUAUAUUUCAGUUAGGCACUUGUAGGAUUGUUUAAAACAAUAUGAAUUAUGAAAUCAAUAAAGUUUUGUUAGCCUUACUAA